This is a messenger RNA of Homalodisca vitripennis (glassy-winged sharpshooter), 1820 nucleotides long. Its product is annotated as beta-ureidopropionase. The transcript is spliced from 10 exons. The record is from RefSeq and is a predicted model, not a curated record. Gene Ontology annotation, molecular function: beta-ureidopropionase activity. The coding region runs from base 633 to 1763 and encodes 376 amino acids. Lineage: Eukaryota; Metazoa; Arthropoda; Insecta; Hemiptera; Cicadellidae.
AGACAAUGAACAUGAUUUGAGUUGGAAAGAAGCAUUAGAAGAAAUUAAUUCAACUUUGGUUGAUAUUGGGGAGUCUCCACCUAAAUUUCAUGCUAUUCCUUCUCAUUUUCAAUCAAGUUAUGAAAAGAAAAUUUAAUUCUGCCUGCUUCACUAUUAAAUUAAAGGUAUGUAGAGUUUUGGAACAAGAAUUUUCACCUGGAAAAAAUAUAGAAAAUGUGCCAAUACAUAUUCAACAAAAAGCUGAUGACUUGGAUAGGCUUGUUGAAUUAGUCAAAGAAAAACUUGAAACACCAGUGACCCGCAGUCAACAAAUUCAACUAUUAACACUCGCACCAGUUUCAUGGAGUUGCAAGAAGGUUUCAGAAGAAUUCUAAGUUAGUGAAUGUACAGUUCGUAAAGCACGAGAAAUAUUGAAGGAAAAAGGAAUCAUUGCUUUACCCGAUCCAAGAAAAGGAAAAGUACUAUAACAAGCCACAGUUAAUCUGGUCAUGAAUUUCUAUCAAAAUGAUAAAUUUUCACGAAUUAUGCCUGGGAAGAAAGACAAAUUUUCAGAGAGGAGUCUAUGACCAGUCUACCUGAAAAUAAACUUACUAACCAGCCUAAUCAAGAAAGAAAAUAUAAUCACCUGAAAAAUGAGUGAUGAAGGAGAAAGUAUCCUGAAUAACCAAUACCCUGAAGAUGACCUCGACAAAGCAGUUCUUUUUGGCAAACAGUUGAAGACAUUGAAGGUUUCCGAGCCGUUGCAGGAAUAUGCUGAGACUAACGAUUUUGAUAUUCAUGGUUACGUGUUUGAAGCUAAAGAAGAACAGCUAAGAGAACCCAGGGUUGUGAGAGUCGGUGUGAUACAGAACAGUAUAGUGGCUGAUACAUCACAGCCUGUCGUAGAGCAGAGAGAUGCUAUACACCAGGUCAUUGGCAAGAUAAUACAUGCAGCUGCAGACCUCAAGGUCAAUGUUCUGUGUCUGCAAGAGGCUUGGACAAUGCCAUUUGCAUUCUGCACCCGGGAACGACUACCUUGGCUUGAGUUCGCAGAAUCUGCAGAGUUUGGUCCAUCCACCCGGUUUCUUCAGAAGUUUGCCAAAGAGUUCAACAUGGUUAUUAUCUCUCCGAUUCUGGAGAGAGAGGAAAAUACUGACUUGAUCUGGAACACGGCUGUGGUCAUCGACAACUAUGGGCAGGUUAAAGGAAAACACAGAAAGAACCACAUCCCACGAGUCGGGGACUUCAAUGAGUCCACUUACUACAUGGAGGGAAAUACAGGACACCCAGUGUUCAAGACUGAGUUUGGCAAUAUUGCUGUCAAUAUUUGCUAUGGAAGGCACCAUCCCCUCAAUUGGCUUAUGUUUGGUCUAAAUGGAGCAGAAAUAGUAUUCAACCCUUCUGCAACGGUUGGUGCCCUAAGUGAACCACUGUGGAGUCUGGAGGCCCGAACAGCUGCCAUUGCCAACCAUUACUACACUUGUGCCAUCAACCGUGUCGGCACCGAGACCUUCCCAAACGAAUUUACAUCUGGUGAUGGUCAACCAGCUCACAACAACUUCGGUCACUUCUACGGGUCCAGUUAUAUCACCGGUCCUGAUGGUUCCAGAACGCCUUCCUUGAGCCGAACGAGGAAUGGCUUGCUGGUUGCUGAUUUGGACCUGAACAUGUGCAGACAAGUCAGAGAUUCAUGGGGAUUCAGAAUGACGAUGCGACUUGAAGAUUAUGCCAAAGAACUUACCAGAGCUGCAUCACCAGAUUUUAAGCCUCAGCUUAUAAAUUAAUUGAUGUUAAGGUGUCUUUUAUCUAAACACCAAAUAUAACCGUAUUUUAAACAAGUA